GGCCGCCGGUAAUAGUAAGUAGUGUGUCUCCGCGGGUCUACGAAAUACGUGCGCCGCACAGGUGUUCGCGCUGCUACCACGGUAAUAUUACACAUCAUAAUAUAUUAUAUUGUACGUACGCGUAUACUAUUUUAUUAUCAAUAUAAUAUAAUAUUUAAAACUAUAUAUAUUAAAUACAUCGGUUUUAAGUACUCACUGUCGAUUUAUCUGUAAGAUUUUAUCGUAGGCCAAUUCCGCAAACAGUGCACAAGACAUCGUUUCUGUCGGGGUUUCCGAUUUUUUUUUUUUUUGAGACUAUCCCCGACAUCCGCCGCGUCAAGCUUGCGAUCUCGCGAUCCGUUUCGAAUCCGUCUCCUUUCUGCGGUCAUCCGCGUCGCGAUAUCCGUGUGGUCGUCAUCUCGCAAGCCGCAGCCCGCGCGUAAUGUGCGACCGGCGACGUGCGGAAAACCACUAAACGAAAAGCCGAUACACUGCACACGUGUGACACGGGGAAUAUGAUCGUUUUCGGGAGCCGACAAAACGUUUGAUCGAGGCACAAGCAACCAGCUUCGUUACAGUUUGUCGCCACUCGUACCACCGGGUACCGCCGGAUACGAUAUCACCGACGUCGUCGCCGUAACUGUACUACCGGCUUGAAUCAGUGAUGCUAGAGAUGGGUGACAAAACCGCCGCCGUAUGGACCGCUUGGUGGAUCCUCACAUUUUCUUUGGUGCAGAAUGUUGUAACCGUAGGCGGAGGUGGAGGUGGUGGCGGUAACAGCGAUAUUUGGCCGCUGGAGAGGCCCGACGGCAUGCCAGUGAUUCAGUCAUUGGAGGUGAUGUGUGGCAAGGAUCACAUGGACGUGCACUUACAGUUCACGCAACCCUUCGAAGGCAUCGUGUCGUCAAAGGGCCAGUACGCGGACCCGCGUUGCGUGUACGUGCCGCCGUCCACCGGCAAAACGUUCUUCACGUUCCGCAUAGCGUACGCGCGAUGCGGCACCAAACCUGACCUUAACGGUCAGUUCUAUGAAAAUACUGUGGUCGUCCAGUACGAUAAGGACUUGCUGGAAGUUUGGGAUGAGGCCAAGAGGUUGCGGUGCGAGUGGUACAAUGAUUACGAGAAGACCGCGUCCAAACCACCCAUGGUCAUCGCCGACCUGGAUGUUAUACAGUUGGACUUCAGAGGUGAUAACGUCGAUUGUUGGAUGGAAAUACAACACGGAAAAGGACCAUGGGCUCCACCAGUUAGCGGUAUAGUGCCUUUGGGUUCUACGUUAACACUAGUAGUAGCCAUAAAUGAUUAUAGAGGCGAGUUCGACAUGAGAGUGAAGUCUUGCGCAGCAUCCGAUGGAGGCGGGCACGUCAUACAGCUGACUGACGACCAGGGAUGUGUGUUAAGACCGAAAAUGAUUAGUGGGUUCCUGAAAGCUAGAACUUCAGACGAAAGGGCGUCUGUCAUUACUUAUGCGUUCUUCCACGCCUUCAAAUUCCCAGAUGCACUUAGUGUGCAUAUCCGAUGCAAGGUAGAAAUCUGCCGACACGGUUGCCUGGACCACUGCCAAACAGACGAACGUAUAUCAGCCGGACAUUUACUUCACCAACAGCAACAACACCAGCAACACCAGCUCCAGUACGGACCAGUUGAUAGGAAGGACCAACAGAACGAUAGGGCGGACUACAUCCAAACGGUCGUAGUCAAUACGGAUCAACCGAAUGCUCAAGCGCAGAUCCAUACUCCAUUCGAUACAACCAGUCACAACAAACCGUUACCAGGUCAAAACAAGGAGACAUUGAACCGGGACGGGUUCCCGCACGGGCCACGAAACCUGGACGACGGCGUGGUCGAGCAAUCGACGGACGACGACGAAAAGCAACUGCCGGCCGCGACGCCGUCGUCCUCCGACAACGCGACCGCGACCGACGAACAGACGGCCGCGGGCUUGGCGCAGCUGCAGCAGAGGCGCCGGCGCCGGCGUUCAAUGAACGUGUCGGACGCGGGCAACGCGGACGUGGGCGUCAGCGGGCUGUACGACGUCAUCUCGCAAUCGGACCUGGCGUUCACGCCGGACACCAAGACGGACAGCGAGGCGGUGACCAUAUUCCAGGGCAGGAUCCGCGAGGACGUGGUGUACGGCAUAUGCAUGCCGGUUCACGGGUUCGGCGCGCUGUUCGUCAUGUUCGCCGGUUCGGCGAUCGUGUCCGUCGUGGUGGCCGGGUUCCAGUUGCACAAGUACCAGGUGAGGCGGGAGACGCAAAAGAUGAUGUCCGUCCAGGCCCAUCAGCACAGCGUGGCCGCGGCCGCGGCCGCCGGCGGCGGUUACAUCCACAACUCGCUGGCCGGCAUCGUGGCGCUGAACAAGCUGAUCGCGUCCAAGACGACCGCCGCCGCCGCCGCCUCCCAGACCAGACGAAACAGCUAAUCGACUACUAUUAAUAAUAAUAAUAAUAAUAAUGAUAUUACUUACUAUCUAUAUUAUAUUAGGUAUAUACGUACUACCACUACUAUACUACGACGAGACACGAUGACGACCGUCACGAUCUUUUGCUACAUAAAUCACUCGAUCGUCGUAAUCAUUUUUUUCAAUUAUCAUUAUCGUCAUCGUCAUCAUCGUCGGUAACGUCGGUGCGCAUUUAUCAUAGAGUUUGUGAGGCUAAACCGAUGGAAGUGAAAUACAGUUUGAUUGUUUUUUUCUUUUUACUUAUACCCAUCGCCAAACUGGACAGAGAAAUAUAUUUUCAUUGAUCUUUGUUCUGCAGUUUCAUUUCUAGAUGAUUACACCUACAUACUAAUUCACUAAUUAAUAUUCGUAGCCGGGCUGUAUUUCAGAGUGAAAA
Messenger RNA from Aphis gossypii (cotton aphid), 2816 nucleotides. RefSeq lists its product as uncharacterized. Lineage: Eukaryota; Metazoa; Arthropoda; Insecta; Hemiptera; Aphididae. The transcript has 6 exons. The record is from RefSeq and is a predicted model, not a curated record. Bases 644 to 2401 code for a protein of 585 amino acids.